Molecule: messenger RNA, 885 nt
Organism: Ochlerotatus camptorhynchus
Lineage: Eukaryota; Metazoa; Arthropoda; Insecta; Diptera; Culicidae
Exons: 3
Coding region: 27-809 (260 amino acids)
Source: RefSeq, a predicted model, not a curated record
CCCAGUGCAAAUAGUCUCCAUAGAAAAUGAAUUUUCUCGUAGGACUUUCCCUUUUGUUCUGUCUUAUUUCAAUCGUUAGAACAGCUAGCAUACAAAGCGGCAACGAUGAAAACCCCGACGUCGAGCAAAUGGAGGGUUCCAGUCUAAAUGAAGUAAUUAUCGAUUUGAUCGAACAAUUCAAAGCGAUUAUGCCAUGCGGUAUUCCUGACCUUGGGGUGCCUACCCUAGUUCCGUUUGAGUUAAACCACACAGCUUUCAAAAUUGAUCAGCCUGGUCUGUUGUUCUUCGACGCAGAGAUCAACGAUCUAUUAAUCGAUGACUUGAAUAACUUUGACAUCGUAAACGUAGAUUUGCAGUUGUUCAAGUUUCAACUAGAGUUCAGUUUCUUUUUCCAUUCCAUCAAAACGACUGGGCAGUAUAAGGCAAAAGGAAAGGCGCUCAAUUUCAUUCCAUUUAACAGAGGGGGUAAAUUUGGCUUCAAUUUCAAUGGCCUAACACUGACUGGAUUGAUCAAGAUUGCAUUGAACGGUGAUAAACUCGCUAUCGAUGAAUUCAAGCUGGGACCAAUCGUAAACUCAGUGGAUUCCAAAUUUGAGCACGUAUUUUUGCUCCCACUCAAUACCCUCAUCUUCAACAAAAUUGUGGAGUCUGUUGUCCCGAAUUUUCUGAGAGAUAAUCAAGAAAAGGUAACUUCGUUUUUGGAGAAUCUCAUCAAGCCCGAAAUCAAUGACCUUCUGGAUGACUACACGCUACAAGAUCUCAUAGGGUUAUUAGAUGGCAGUAAUUCAACCCUUCCAACUACUUGCUAGAUAACUUCUUUAACCAUUAACAAAUACAUUCAUUAGUUGAAAUCAACACGAAAAUAAACUGUGGUGUCAAAUAAUA